UAAUAUUAACUUUUGUUAAUUGUUCUAAAGAUGAGAAGUAGGCCUCUAUAGUUAAAUUGUUUUUUUAGCGCUUCUCCAAAGACAUAAUCUUUAUAAAGUCUGACAUUUUUUACAGAAGGGAAUCGGUAUCAGGAUUGUUUAGAGCUCUCAUAUUUGAUAUGGACAUCAACACGCACAUCAACACUCGCGCGCCCUUGCUCAGAGCGGGUUGACUGACAGGUGGCUGCGUGUGGGCGUGGCACGGAGACGCGCUACAGGCGGCACUUUUGUCCAAUCACAUCACGGGGAUCCUGGGGGAUGUUCGGAAGCAGCCAAUUGGGCUUCGCGCUGAUGAUCGGGCGCUCCCCCUCGUGCGGAGAGAGGAGCGCCGACCGACGGACUUCGUGAUCCAGUGGUCUCACGCGCCCCAUGAUCCAGUGGUCUUACGGACCCCCCUGAUCCAGUGGUCUCACGGACCCCAUGAAACAGUGGUAUUACGGACUUCAUGAUCCAGUGGUCUCACGGACCCCAUGAUCGGUGGUCUCACGGACCCGGGAGGAUCAGCCAGCAGGUCUCCAGCUUUUAUCGAUCCGUUUCUGUUCGCGAUGGCUGAAGCAGCAGCAUGAGGGCCCCUGUUGCUGCACCAGCAGUGCCCCGGUAAUAAGUGAAGACUGUUGAAGAUCUUGCUGUGAGCCCAGCUCCCCCCCCCCCCCCCCUCCUCCGCCUCAAGCCUCUGGUGUCCACGGUGGACGUGACACCGGAGCAGCAGACCCACCAUGGGGAACGGGCUCUCGUCGGACCGCCUCCUGCCCUGCCUGCCGUCCUUCCAGCCGCUUCACAUCGUCAUCCUGGGGCUCGACUGCGCCGGCAAGACCACCGUCCUGUACCGCCUGCGCUUCAACGAGUUCGUCAACACCGUGCCCACCAAGGGCUUCAACAGUGAGAAGAUCAAGCUCUCGCUGGGAGGCGGCGGCGGCGGCGAACGGCGACGCCACUGGACGACCCCGUCGGCGUCCUUCCACUUCUGGGACGUGGGCGGCCAGGAGAAGCUGCGGCCGCUGUGGCGCUCGUACACGCGUUGCGCCGACGGCCUGGUGUUCGUGGUGGACUCGGUGGACGGCGAGCGCAUGGAGGAGGCCAAGACGGAGCUGCACAAGAUCACGCGGCUGGCCGAGAACCAGGGCGUGCCCGUGCUGGUGGUGGCCAACAAGCAGGACCUGCGGGACGCCCUGGCCCUGGCCGAGAUGGAGCGGCUGCUGGCGCUGCGCGAGCUCGGGGCGGCCACGCCCUGGCACCUGCAGCCCGCCUGCGCCAUCAUCGGGGAGGGCCUGAGGGAGGGCGUGGACAAGCUGCACGCCAUGAUCGCCAAGCGGAGGAAGGCCCUCCGGCAGCAGAAGAAGAAGACCAGAUGAUGGCGGUGGUGGUGGU
Molecule: messenger RNA, 1407 nt
Organism: Gadus chalcogrammus (walleye pollock)
Lineage: Eukaryota; Metazoa; Chordata; Actinopteri; Gadiformes; Gadidae
Product: ADP-ribosylation factor-like protein 4A
Exons: 2
Coding region: 756-1391 (211 amino acids)
Biological process (GO): vesicle-mediated transport; intracellular protein transport
Cellular component (GO): cytoplasm
Molecular function (GO): GTP binding; GTPase activity
Source: RefSeq, a predicted model, not a curated record